Prunus armeniaca (apricot) is the source of this 1050-nucleotide messenger RNA. The record is from the annotation of a GenBank genome assembly. Lineage: Eukaryota; Viridiplantae; Streptophyta; Magnoliopsida; Rosales; Rosaceae.
AUGGCGAAACGUUUCAAGUUCCGAAUCUCCCGAGUGAUCCCCUCCUUCCAAUCUUGCCGUUCAAAAGACCCCUCCACUCUCCCCUCAAAUCCUGUCCCUUCAUUUCUCCCCCGACCACCCCCCUUAGUCAACCACGUGAACUUCCCAGCCACCACCCCACUACCACCACCUCUACCGUCCAAAAUCCAUCACCACUCCUCCAUCAAACGCCACGUGUUAUUCUGUGGCAUCAGAUCCAGACCAACACUCUCCGACGACGACCGCACCAGAUCGCCGCCCGACCAUCAUCAUAAGUUCGAGUGGGAAAGAGAGGACAAGUGGCACGUGGUCGCCAAGGUCUACGACAUUAACCCACGCAGCAAAAUCUACACUUCCUCCGCCUCCGCCUCCUCCGACGUAGACGACACCGUUUCGCCUCCUCCCUCCUCCGUCUCGGAGCAGAACAAGAAAACGAACCAAAAACGACGAGUCAAAAACAAAAAGAAGAAAACAACGACAAGUCGCAUCCGGAUCAGCACGUCCUCCUUCGAAACCGGAAUUUUCAGCAGCGAAGGCGGUGGCGGCUUGGACGACGAAGAAACCGAAACCCUCGUCUCCACCAGAUCUUCCAGAAGCUUCUCCACCGACUCAUCCCCGCCACUUCCUCGCCGGAAAAAGAAAAAGAAGCGUGGCAGCAGCGCCGCGAAACGCAGCGUCUCGAGAAGGUCAUCGGCGGAGAUGGAAACGGCGGCGCCGGCUAGGCUGUCUGUGUUUCAGAGGCUGAUACCGUGCACGGUGGAGGGGAAGGUGAGGGAGAGUUUCGCGGUGGUGAAGAAGUCGGAGGAUCCGUACGAGGACUUCAAGAGGUCGAUGAUGGAGAUGAUUUUGGAGAAGCAGAUGUUCGACGAGAGAGAGUUGGAGCAGUUGCUCCAUUGUUUCUUGUCUCUGAACUCGAGGGAGCACCAUGGGGUCAUCGUUGAAGCUUUCGCCGAGAUUUGGGAGGCUCUGUUCUGUUGCGCUACUGGUAGUGCAAGAUCAUCAUCUGGAGCAGGAGUUUCUAGAGCUCUUUAA